UGACCAGUUGUAAACUUUCCUUGGUGAGGUGAGGGUUGUCGGUCCCUCAAGUUGUGAAUAUCUGUAGUCACACGGCGUAGUAGUGUUGUGAUCCUUGUGAUUUGUGUACAAAUGUGUAAAUGAAUGCUACGAUGACGUAGAUAUGCCAUACCGGUCAUUUCUAAGGGGAAUUGUACAAGUUUUUUGAGUGAAUUACCUGUGACAAGCACGGCGUUGUUACCUGUCCUCGCGCAAAAUGGGUGAUGACGCAGGAGCAAGGCGUGUCCAGGAGAGGGAGAACUUGCGUCAUAUUAUACAACAGUGGAACGCCAACAGACUCGACUUGUUCGAAAUCUCUGAACCAAACGAGGAGCUGGAGUUCCACGGGGUGAUGCGGUUCUACUUCCAAGACUCCGGGCAGAAGGUGGCCACGAAGUGCAUCCGGGUCCCCAGCACCGCUAACUCCCGCUACGUCAUUGAGACGCUGGUCGAGAAGUUCCGGCCGGAUAUGCGCAUGCUCUCCAUCCCCGAGUACGCGCUCUACGAGAUACACGAAAACGGAGAUGAACGUCGACUGGCGGAUGAUGAGAAGCCGCUGUUGGUGCAGUUAAACUGGAACAAAGAUGACCGGGAGGGCAGGUUUCUCCUUCGGCGGAUGGACCUCUACAACUUUGGCUUGUCUUAUGAGGGUGGUUCUACAUUAGUCAACACUCUACCCCCUCACCCUACCACACCCAUACCAACCAAAGAGCAGCCAUUCCAGCGUAAAUUAUCCAAACGUGAGAAAAAAGAACUUAAGAAGCAAGAGAAACUGCGUAGAGCAAACGAAGCAAAUGAAGCCGACUCGUCAGUGGCAGAAAAAUUAUAUACAGAGUUACCAGAAACAAGUUUCACACGUAGCAUCAGUAAUCCUGAGGCUGUGAUGAGACGAAGAAGAGCUCAGAAACUGGAGAAAAAACUGCAACAGUUCCGAAGUAAAGAUGGUGGGCCUGAUACAGGUGGCACUCUGAAGAUUUAUGGUGAAUCUCUCCGUCCUGAUGUGCCUUAUAAGACGCUACUCCUGUCUAUCCGAGAUAAUGCUCUCAGUGUGGUGGGAGAAAUGUUAGAUAAAUAUGGCCUUUAUAAAGAAGAUCCCAAUAAUUAUUGUCUGGUGCAGACUGUCAUAGGCAUUGAAGAUGGCUAUGGAGGACCUACAUCCCCACUUAAAGAAUAUAUCCUUGAUGAUGACGAGUGUCCACUGGCUAUUCUUAUGAAUCAUCCACCUUCCAGAGGGUCGAUCAUGUUCCAUGUCCGGCGGCGGCCUGCGGACCACGGCCCCCGCAAGCGGAAGAAGAAGCCGGUGAAGGGCGCAGGCAGCGGGCCAGGGGGCGAUGCCCUUGAUCACCACCGCUCCAGAGACCCCUACUUCCUGCCUGACAGGCUGCCCUUCCUUGUUGAGCUAGGUCCUGAUGGCACUGAACUAGGUGGGACAGGUAGACAGCAUCAGCUACACCUCAAUGUAACGGAAGUUGGCACAGACCGAAGCACUCACACCGGAGGACAGUCUCUUCAGCUUUUUGGCUCUAACAUCCAGCCUCGCCACUGUGUCAUCGCACAUACAGAAGGCAUCGUCACUGUCACACCAUGUUCCCGGGAUGCAGAUACCUUCGUUAAUGGACAACGCAUAUAUGAGACCACAAUUCUUCAGCAUGGCUGCUUUGUACGAUUUGGACGUAUCCACAAUUUCCGAUUCAUUGAUCCACAACAGGAUGAUCGAAUGCGUCAACACCACCUAAUAGACAGAUCUGGGCAAGAGAAGACUGCAACAGGGGGACCUGGGGAGAAGCAAGAGGCUGGGGGGGACACCGUGUCGCAUGCUGGGUCACACUCGGGCUCUCAGGCUGGGUCACGCAACUCUAAGUCAUCCGCGCAAGAACGUCCCAACAGGAUUGAUCAAAGCUUUGAGGGCAGGGGCAACUAUGAACGAUAUCCUCCAGCCCGAGAUCCAAUACUUCCUGCCGUGCUGGAAUUUCGAGAGGAAAGUGAAGAGGCAUUUCUUCAUGCCAUUACGACUGACCUUGACCCAACCGAUGUACAGUUUAAACUUGCACCAACGUAUACGCUCUACAUGGCUGCCAGGUUUAGAGCAUCAACCCACUACCGUCCAGACCUGAGCCCAACAGACCGUGCUCACAGGUUAACAGAAAUGCUCACCAAGGUUGCAGCAAUGGUUCAAAAUGUCAUACAUUCUCGUCAUGGAGAUCCCACAUCUUUAGCCUUCUGGAUGGCAAAUGCUUCAGAAUUACUCCACUUUUUGAAGCAAGACCGACACGUUUGUGGCUAUUCUCUUGAUGCUCAGGAUAUUCUAGCGGAGGCUGUUCAGGUUGCCUUUAGAAGUUUGGUGGACUGCAUGCAAGCAGAGUUGUCUACAUCAUUACCAAUGUUUUUGGAAGAUAGAGAUGAUGUAAAUGAAGAGGAAGGGUCCACCGCUCACGUGCUGUCCAUCUUAACCAACACCAUGGCUUUGUUGCGACGGUGUCGGGUGAAUGCUGCUCUAACUAUUCAGCUGUUCUCUCAGCUUUUUCAUUUCAUCAACAUGUGGGUGUUCAACCGAAUUGUAGUCGACUCUCACCCCAAUUUUUGCACCAGAGUGUGGGGUAUAAGACUAAAACGACGUUUAGCUCGUAUUGAGCUGUGGGCAGAGAAGCAGGGGCUAGAGCUGGCUGCCGAUUGUCACUUGGCGAGACUCUCACAAGCAGCCAUGUUGCUACAUUCCCAAAAGUCUGCUCCAGAUGAUAUAGCAACCAUAUCAUCCACAUGUUUCAAACUUAAUUCACUUCAGCUCCGAGCUCUAUUAGAAAAAUAUCAGCCGAUGCAAGAUGAGCCGAAAAUACCUCAAGACCUGAUUGACAAUGUUGUAGCUGUUGCAGAAAGCACAGCUGAUGGCCUGGCUCGAGAAGAUGGUAGAGAAGUGCGGUUAGAAGAGGAGAUUGAUUUACAGCUUCCGUUCCUUCUGCCAGAGGAUGGGUAUUCUUGUGAUAUAGUACGUGGCGUUCCCUCGGGUCUGGCUGAAUUUUUGAACCCUCUCCAACAUGCUGGGCUGUGCAGUAUGAAUCCACAGCCAUCAUCCUCUGGUUAUUGGACCAUAUAUAUGCAUGACCAGGAUAUGAGGCCUCCUCCAGGGCCUCGAAGUCCUAGUGUGAUGAGUAAUCGAUCGAUGUCUAUUCCGCGUGGUGAGCCAGAAAUCCACAUUAUCCAACUACACAAAUCCAACAAUGGGAUGGGGCUUUCUAUUGUUGCAACUAAGGGUGUUAACCAGGACAAGUUGGGGAUCUACAUCAAGAGCGUCGUUCCAGGAGGAGCUGCAGACCAGGAUGGGAGACUGCAGGCAGGGGAUCAGCUUUUAUCAGUGGAUGGAAAAUCUCUGAUUGGCAUCACCCAAGAGCGUGCAGCCGAGUACAUGAUGGAAACUGGCCCUGUAGUGACCUUGGAAGUGGCUCGACAGGGAGCCAUUUACCAUGGAUUGGCUACCAUCCUAUCACAGCCAUCGCCUCAUGUUAACCGAGCAUCCCUGCGGAAGAUGCGUCCUCGGGCAGAGGAGGCCCCUCGUGCAGCUAUGACUAACAGCCAGUCCACGCCUAACAUGGGCGGGUUCAACGAGCGGCUGGUGGAUUGGAAUCAGCCUCCUCGCCAGCAUCCCCUCCCCCCAACCUCCUCCCACAGCUCUCUGAUGGCCAGGUCUAGCCCCAAUCUGGCUGCUCCAAUUGAAGGUUAUCCUGGUGGUCGGCAUUUGAGCGAGCGUGAUCUUCCAUCCAAAGUACUUGGGGAACACAAUCAGGACUCUCCUGCACCCUCUCACCUUCACCAAGCUCCUCGUAUGCAAGCAUCCAAGUCUGUCCCCUCGCUGAAUAGUGAAGCUGGCAGUAGUGUAGGAGGGAAGCCAGCUUCUCUCGAGGUCUUCAACCCUUCUUACUCCCGCACCUCCUCUAAUACCUCACUGUCACAGCCUCCAAAUCCUCAGUUUUCUCACCAUCCUCAUCACCAACACCACCAUCAGCAGCAACAACAGCAGCAGCAGCAGCAGCAGCAGCAACAACAACAGCAGCAACAGCAACCUCCAGUCCGUUCCAGGUCGACCCAAAAUCUGAGUGAUGGAAGUUAUCCAGGCCUUGUUGGUCGUCAUCCAAGUAAUCCCAGCCUCAUGGCGGAAGAGGAACGCUACUAUCAAAAUGUAAACUUUCAUCAAGGCACCCAAGACUCUCGCAUGGGCUCAAUACGAACUCGUCCAGUUCAGGCACUCCCAAUGGGUUCUCCAGCAUCGCAAGAAUCUUCAGAACAUGUGCGACCUGAUGCUCGACCCGAUCCCCGCCCGGCUUCGGCGUUUAUGCAGCGAGAGGAUUUAAUACCUCACAGAUCAGAAUUACAGCGUCCAGCCUCUCAACGUGAUCUUCGUGCCGAUGCAAAGAUGUCAGAAAUGGCAGAAGAAGUGCGACGGCGAGAGGAGCGUGCACGCCUUAAUGGUCACACAUCAUCUACUCUACCACAGCGAUCCAGCCAGAACCAACCACCUCACCGUGUGCCAAAUACCUUUCCAGCUACAAGUACUCCCUUCUUACCCGAUAAUUACAGUGGCUCACAGGGCUUCCCAAAUCAACACCCUGCUUAUCACCAUACCACUUCACAACCACUUAGUCCGCAGGGGACAAUGGCAGGGCUCCAACAAACACCUCAGCAGGCCCAUCCACAAUAUAGUGGACAUGGGCAAACUUUGCCGGGUAAGCUUCCUCCUCCAACAGCCCCCAAGCCAAAAUCACAGGGUGGCUUGCCGGGUUCUUCCCUGUCUGAGGCACCAGAGAAACCCUCACGACAGUUUGGUUAUGAUGGAACUAAUUCCAUUGAUGGACCUCCAAGACCACCCCCACCAGAGGAGGGGUAUCGGGAAUCUCCACCACCACCUCCGCCCCCUACCUCUACUCAUCCACUUCUCCAGACCAGCAACCGGCCAGCUUCUGGUGUAAGCCAGUUACCUAACAAAUCGGCCUUCAAUAAAACCAGCCCAUGGGAUAGAGAACAGAAGGAACUGCACGAUCGUCAUCGGCGUGAGGCUGCUCGACAUUGGCGUGAUGAGCAGAUUUCAAAACUUGAAAAUCUUUCUGUGCGUACAUCUCAGCAGGAUGAAAGACUACGAACUCUUCGCUUGGAAAAAGAGUUUCAGCGUCGUGCAGAGGAGGCUCUUACAAAUGAUGAUGAUGACGAUGAUGAUGAAGAUGACGACGAUGAUGAUGAUGUGGAUGUUUCAAAUGACAAUGAAGUUAUCCUGAGACGAGGUCCAGAGAAUAGUGUAAUCAGAGACUAUAAUAAACCUACAAAUACAGCCUCAAUCACCACUCCUGGUCAAGAGUCUCGGAUGAAUGGUGGUGGCCCUGCUGAUGAGGAGCGUGCAAGGAAAGUUGAUGAGAUCCGAAGGAAGCAACAAGAGUUAGAGGCUGCAAAGGAAGUUGAAGAACGUCUCUUGCGGGAGGCACAGCGUCGGCAACAGGAGGAACACAUGCGCCGUUUCCAGCAGCAACACCACGAGCAGCAGCAGCAGCAGCAGCAGCAGCAGCAACUACUACUUCAACAGCAACAACAACUUCAACAAGGCAUUGCUCCUCAACAUCCUCAGUACCAGCAUCAGCACCAUGCAACCCAGAGACUUGACUCUCUUGUUGCUACCCCUUUCCAUACACAAUACAGCAAUGGUCCAGUAAAUGGGGUAAGAGGAUCUCAUAAUAGUUACCCAGACCAACCUGGGAUGAGUGAGAAUAAUCAGCGUUCAGACACUGUAACGGCUGCUUCCCAGCACAGCCCGAUUCCUCCAGAAAGAGGCUCUUCGUACUCUAUAAUGCAACAAACGACUACUCCAGCACAGCCAGCAACAAAUAAUCGUUACAAGGGUCAAGAUGCAUCAUCUACUAUAAAGCGUGUGCAAUUCUCAGAGACCACAACUGUUGAUGCACACAUUACUUAUGACAAUAAUGCCAACCAAGAGAAAACACCACGACAGGACCCUAAUCAUAUCAGACUGCACUUUCAAAAGAACUUCAUUAAUGAGGCAGAAACCUUUUUAACCUCAUCACCAACACUUAACGUUGGAGGCAUCACUCCAGGUGUGAUCGGGGCUCAAGAGGUGUACAGGGAUCCUCGCAUGCGACGAUUACAACAAAAACAAGCUGAACAAGCAGCUGCAAAGAAUCCUGGACCAGAGAAACUUACUUUCAAGGAGAAAAUGAAAAUGUUUGCAAUGGAAACUGGGGAGGCAGAAACUCCUAAAGACAAAGUUAAAAUUAGCAGAGCUCAAAGAGACAUAGAGCAUUGAGUUUACAGUGGGAGUUCGGCCGCAUCACUUGAUAGUUACAGCAAGCCAUAGUGGCUUUCAACUUCAUAUUUGUACAGUUGGUUUCUUUAAACAUUUUAUUUUGCAAAGACUUCUGGCAUUGUUUACAUAUAGUGUAAAACUGAAUCCAGCUAUUUUUUAUUUGUAUAGCUUAGAGCUGGUAUUUGUUGAAGUUAAUUUACUGCAGUGUAAUAGAUAUCUAAAAAUAACUUAAAAAGUUGAUACUGGCAGCUUGUUGGAGAGGAUCAGACCAUCUUUGUUCUUGUAAAAUAUUAGCUAGUGUUUUUUCCUACUCACAUAUCAGCACUAGUACAAAGUGUACAAAAGUCGAGUAUCUCCCUCCAGCAACUAACUGUAAUGGGUCAGCUAUCUGAAAGAACCUAAUUACCAUCAGUCAUUGCCUCUCCUGCUUAAUGUGGACACUGAUGGCAUGACUUUUAACCAGUAUGUUGUAAGUAUGAGCAGUUGGUGACUUACCUUCCAUUAUGCCAUUUUAUUCACUUGCUUUUUAUAUAAAUUGGAAUUUUAGAUUAAUAGGCAUAUUUCCAUAGUUUGGCUGUCCCUGUGUACAUAUGUAAAGUUUGGGGGGGGUAAGGAGCCAACUCAUACUCGCAGGAAUGUGCACCUCUGCUUCAAUAUUUGUAAAUAAAUAAUGUUGCAGUAUCGAGGGAAAAAGUUCUCUAGGAUUUAUUUUUAAAUAUUGCACAUAGAAAAUUUACAGCUGAAAACCCUUGAGGGGGACUCAUUUUAUGGAAUCUUGUCACAAUUACUAGUUAGUGCAGGCAGUGAUGUCUUGCAAUGUUAUAUUGGAGGAAGAAUAUAUAUGUACAUUUAUCAGUUAUUUUAUGAUUAUUAUGGAAUAAAGUGUGGUAGGCUGGGGUAUGUGGAUAGAAGAUUAAUCGUGUCUGUGAUAAAGGGAGACCCCAGCCCUUCCUCACUCAUUUUACACAAUAUAUUAAAUCCAGAAACUAA
Procambarus clarkii (red swamp crayfish) is the source of this 7306-nucleotide messenger RNA. The record is from RefSeq and is a predicted model, not a curated record. NCBI's taxonomy places the organism in Eukaryota, Metazoa, Arthropoda, Malacostraca, Decapoda, Cambaridae.